UCAAUAGUGAUAUAUAUCGAGAAAUCUGUCAGCUCUACCAAAACAGUCGCAAAUCACAUAUUUUCGAAUCGUAAAUCGUUGGAAUUUCUGGGCAGAAAAACAAAUUAUAUAAACCAAAGACGCAAUGGCAACACGUGUGGUGGCAACGGCAACGGUGCGCGCGCUAAAGGGACGCAAAUUGUUACCCACACGGGCGGCCCUGACCCUGACCCCGGCUGCGGUCAACCGCAUCAAGACAUUGCUGCAGGACAAGCCAGACUUUAUCGGCCUGAAGGUAGGCGUACGCCAGCGGGGCUGCAACGGCCUCUCAUACACCCUGGACUAUGCCAGCAGCAAAGCAGACAAACUAGACGAGGAGGUCAUCCAGGACGGCGUGAAGGUAUUCAUUGACAAGAAGGCGCAGCUCUCAUUGCUAGGCACGGAAAUGGACUUUGUGGAGUCGAAGCUGUCCAGCGAGUUCGUGUUCAACAAUCCGAACAUCAAGGGCACUUGCGGCUGCGGCGAGUCGUUUAGCAUGUAAACAAACUGGCUCUGGAGCCGGCAACACCCGCCUCGCAGCCCCCCAAAGCUUAUGCAUAACGACGGUCAGGUGCAGAUCCUACCCCACAAUAUGCCCCUAGCCUGUAUCUGUAUGUAAAUUCUAUUUCGCAAACGAAUUCUAAAGUUAAGUUGUGUUUUCUGUAGUUCAAAUUUAGUUGUAUAUUGAUAAAAACGAUUAGUCUCUAGGCAACCAUUCAAUGUCUAGGCGAUUUAUCUACAUGAUAUAA
This is a messenger RNA of Drosophila pseudoobscura, 767 nucleotides long. RefSeq names its product Iron-sulfur cluster assembly 1 homolog MagR (gene MagR). Bases 125 to 520 code for a protein of 131 amino acids. The transcript has 5 exons. Gene Ontology annotation, cellular component: mitochondrion; cytoplasm. Gene Ontology annotation, biological process: iron-sulfur cluster assembly. NCBI's taxonomy places the organism in Eukaryota, Metazoa, Arthropoda, Insecta, Diptera, Drosophilidae. Gene Ontology annotation, molecular function: 2 iron, 2 sulfur cluster binding. The record is from RefSeq and is a predicted model, not a curated record.